CACCUCUAUAGCGAUUUUACCUCACCUCAUUCGUUUGUUUGGUGUAUGAGGGAUGCCUCCUAAAAGGAAAGCGGCGCUGGCCUCCCGACUGGUAAAGGGUCCAAAAGCCAGUAGGACGGGGGUUAGAAGAAAUGUGGUUGGAACAGACCUUGAGGCGCCAAUUGGCACACGACUGAUCAGCGGAGACGGAGUACCCCAAAACACAGCAGAUUCAGAGUGGAUCAACUCAUCGGAUACACAUCUGUUUACCGACGCGUCAGGUAACCAUGGUUUCGGAGCCUUUUUCAUGGGUAGAUGGGCGAAUGGCAGAUGGCCUAACGAGUGGGUGCAGAAUGGAUGGACUAAGGACAUCACUAUGCUGAAGCUUUUUCCAAUUGUAUUGGCAGUAAGACUGUGGGGCAGACAUCUACGAAACAAGCGAGUGUUGUUUGUUUGUGACAACCAAGCAGUGGUAGCAAUUAUCAAUAAACAAACAGCAAAACCACCCCGAGUUAUGUCGUUGCUUAGGCGCCUGAUUCUCCUCUGUUUACAACAUAAUAUCUUGUUCAAAGCAUCAUAUAUUCCUACGCAUGCAAACGUUAUAGCUGAUGCACUUUCGAGAUUUCAGUGGUCCAGGAUCAAGGAAGCAGCGCCGCGAUCAGACGAGAUACCACAGGAUAUAUGGCAGAUCUGACGACAGAGGUGCAACGUCUAGUGCAGUCUUCUCUAGCACUAAACACAUGGAACCUGUAGGAGUCUGCACAAAAGGCAUUUAAUGUUUUCCGCAUCUCUUUCAGCCUGCCACACAUUUGGCCCGCCCCGGUUGAUCACCUUAUGCAUUUUAUCGCUCAUCUCUCCUUAACAGGAAAAUCUCCUCGCACGGCAAAGUCGUAUAUAUCGGCAUUAACAACAUGGCAAAAGUUACAUGGUAUGCAUGACCUAACAUCCCAUUUUCUUAUUCAGAAAGCCUUGAUUGGAUUUGUCAGACAGAAACAGAAGGCUGACACUCGACUCCCAAUUACAAUUGACUUAUUGUCUGUUAUUGUCACAGCAUUACCGGUAGUUUGUGCUUCAACUUACGAAACGUCUCUUUUCACAGCUGCAUACCUGCUUGCAUUUUUUGAAUUUCUUAGAAUCAGUGAGCUGGUGGCAGGGUCAGCCAAGGAUUUCUCGUAUAAGGCGUGUCUUUUGUCUGAUAUUCAUGUGUCAGCAGAUAUAAGUCAUAUAACGAUAUGUUUACGCUCAUCCUAAACGGAUCUGGGCCUAGAUUUUCGAAACGAUCCUAGCCCUAAGAUUAUCGUAAAGUUAUCGUAAGGAAAUCGUAGGCUAUCGUAGCCUAUUUUCGAAACUAUCA
Molecule: messenger RNA, 1333 nt
Organism: Haliotis rufescens (red abalone)
Lineage: Eukaryota; Metazoa; Mollusca; Gastropoda; Lepetellida; Haliotidae
Exons: 2
Coding region: 53-673 (206 amino acids)
Source: RefSeq, a predicted model, not a curated record